UCUACUCUUGCCUGCAACUGAAUCCAAGACUUUGAUUAGGUGAGCUAAACCUGAAUCCAAAAAAUUAUUUUCAUUCCCAACCAAAACACUCAAAUUAAAAAAAUCUACCAACUCCAUCCCAUCAACUCCCCAUUUCACAACCCCAGUCUAUAACUCUCUCUAUAUAUACACACACAUGAUUCCUUCAAUGCAUCACAAAAACAUCAAAGAACUCCUAAAUCUUUUUCAUGGAUAGCCACAACUUUCUUUUUAUCACAAACAAGGCCGCAGCCGCAGCCGCAGCCGCAGCUUAUCUUCUGUUCCUCACCUUCACCAUUGCAAUUGCCUCCUCAGCUCCAACCCUCGAUGAAGAGCCACCACUUCCAGUUGUCCCCCCGCAGCCAUCUGCGCAACCUAAUCCUGGUGUAGCUGCAGCCACUAGUGCCUCAACAGGCAACCUUGGCCAUACCUUGACCUUCUUCAUGCAUGAUAUACUUGGUGGGUCAAACCCUACUGCUAGAGCAGUUACCGGCAUAGUCAGCAAUCCGGCAGCCAAUGGUCAAGUCCCGUUUGCCAAACCCAAUGGUGCAGUCCUCCCUGUCGGCAAUGGGGUGCCACAAAACAACAACAAUAAUGGACUUAUAAACAACAAUAACUUACCAUUCCUCACAGGUCUCGGCGGCACCACAGCGAAUGUGGUUCAAAAUAAUGGCAAUAAUAACUUGUUCAACAAUGGAUUUAACGUCCCAGUUGUUAAUGGAGACCAACUUCCUUCCACUCUUCAACAGCUCAUGUUCGGAACAAUCACUGUGAUCGAUGAUGAGUUAACGGAAGCUCAUGAUUUAAGGUCAGGAUUUGUCGGCAGGGCACAAGGGUUCUAUGUGGCGAGUUCUGUGGAUGGUACUAGCCAAACUAUGGCAUUUACCACUCUGUUUCAGAAUGGUCAUUAUGAGGACAGUCUUACCUUUUUUGGGGUUCACCGGACCGCCAUGUCGGAGUCUCAGCUUGCUAUUAUGGGUGGCACCGGAAAGUAUGUUAAUGCCAAGGGUUUCGCCAUUGUUAAGACCUUCCCUGGUAAUAAUCAGCAUGAGACUGAUGGUGUUGAGACGCUGCUGGAGUUUACUGUCUAUAUAAGCUACUGAUCAAAUCUGUGUUUGAUGUAUGUUAUUACAUGUACUUGAGGAAUAUGUCAGAUUUGUGUUUGUGUGUAAAUUGUGAAUCAUGUUCGAUAAAAGUUUUAAGAAAUUUCAGUUUACUUUCAUGGAGUUAAAAAGAAAAAGAAAGAAAGAAAAUUAUCUGU
Messenger RNA from Manihot esculenta (cassava), 1279 nucleotides. RefSeq names its product dirigent protein 10. The transcript has a single exon. NCBI's taxonomy places the organism in Eukaryota, Viridiplantae, Streptophyta, Magnoliopsida, Malpighiales, Euphorbiaceae. The coding region runs from base 228 to 1121 and encodes 297 amino acids. The record is from RefSeq and is a predicted model, not a curated record.